Penicillium manginii is the source of this 492-nucleotide messenger RNA. RefSeq lists its product as uncharacterized. Lineage: Eukaryota; Fungi; Ascomycota; Eurotiomycetes; Eurotiales; Aspergillaceae. The record is from RefSeq and is a predicted model, not a curated record. Bases 1 to 492 code for a protein of 163 amino acids. The transcript has a single exon.
AUGCCUUCCGUGGUUCAAUUUCCAUCAUCAACCUCCAGUUUACAAUCGUCGAUUAUCAGGAAACUCAAGAUUUCUACCAGGUUCGAACUUCAAACACCGCUGGUUCGUAUGUUGCGAAGAUAUAUCUUCAACAUUAUCUCUGACCAAAACCCUCUAGCCAUGCAAUUCAAGACGCUUUUCCCAUCCAUUCUUCUGAUCGGCUACGGAUCCUUGGCAACCGCUGACUCAUUCUACGCCUACACCUGUGAUGGCUGCGGUUGCAACGCCUUUGAGGGCCUGGGAGCCAGUAUCGAGGGGACAUGCACCAAUCUCAAGAGCGGCGCCGCUUCUUUCGGUAUUAGCACUGGCAAGGAUAGCGGCACCUAUUGCACGCUGUUUACUGGCAGUGACUGCAGUGGUUCAUCGCAGAAUGUUGGUCACAACAAGGGCCAGACCUGGGGUUGCACCAAUUCAAAGAAUGGAUGGGUGAACUCAGUGCUUUGCUUCAACUAA